This is a messenger RNA of Liolophura sinensis, 3893 nucleotides long. RefSeq names its product prominin-1-like. Bases 711 to 2924 code for a protein of 737 amino acids. The transcript is spliced from 30 exons. The record is from RefSeq and is a predicted model, not a curated record. Gene Ontology annotation, cellular component: membrane. Lineage: Eukaryota; Metazoa; Mollusca; Polyplacophora; Chitonida; Chitonidae.
UAAAAUUCAGAAAUAGUUCACCUUAGAUGCGGCUUACCUAAUUUAACAGUAUACAUGUCGAGAUCGAAAGGCAUUAUCUCCCCUUACCAAUUGGAGUUCUUCUAUUUCUAGCAGACGCUUUUGUAGGCAACAACUUUGAUGAGGGUAGGCGCAAAGAAUGCGAUACAGUACUGUCUUGCUUAAUCUAGCCUGUUCCUUGCAUGGAUAGUAAAAGUUUUGGAAGAGAAAAGUUAAAAGAAAGACAUACAUAAUCAAGAUAUUCACGAGGGACAGAAUGUUUCUAAUUGUAGAAAACAUGGACGGCAAGAAGAAUAGCUGAGUAUAUAGACUAUUUCCAGCAGCAGGUCAUUGAGAAGAUCAGAAAUAUCAGAGAAAAAUGGCGACCAUACAUGAUUUACAUGAUUAUAAAUCAGAUGGAACAGUUACACCCAAUGCCUUGUCUCCAUUGUUUGAUAUGGCUCUGGGCUUCCUUGAGCUUGUUAUCCCAACAUCUGCAAUUGAGUAUGUGGUCAGAGAGGUGCCACGUCUGACUUUUGGGCAGUUUGUAUUUAGUUAUUCCAAUAUCGAGGAGAUUGUGAUGCAUACUGGAGGUUUGUUAUUUUGUCUUAUUUUGGGGAUCCUAUUCGUCGUCUGUUUUUCUGUGACUGGAUUUGUAUUCUGCUGCUGCCGAUUAUGUGGGAAGUGUGGAGGGCACAGGCACCAUAGAUUUGAUGGAGAGAGUCACAUUCGGCAAAAAGCUGUUGGAAUUUUGUCUCUUUAUUUUGACUGCUUUAUCAGCAUCUGGAUUAGCCUGUAUUUUUUUAUCGACUGGUCAUGCAAGAAAUGGAUUAUUAAACACAAGCUCUACACUUCGAGAUGCUGUUGAUGAUGUUUUCUUAUUUGUAAAUAAUACUGUUGUGGGUGUUUGGAACAUCACUGAAGUAAUAUUUACAGAGUUUAACACUACCCAGAACAGUGUGAUCAGUGAUUUGCAGGAUGUAGGUACCCAGGUGUCUUCCCCUUUGAUGACGAUGCUGAGAGAAGAAGGAGGGCUUAAUAACAUCCUCAGUGCUAUCACAGGCUUGCAAAACAGUGCAGGUGACAUUAAAACCAAGCUAAUCUUAAUGGAUGGAAUCUUGGGGAACAUGAUCAACUUUACAGAAGUGUUGAAGACUGAGGUGGUUGGUGCUCAGACUUUGUUUCAAGAGGCCAUUGAUUCAUGUUGGUCAACACAGUGUACAGAUGCCCUUAAUGCAUUUAAACCAGCAAUGGAUGCAUUUGGAAGCAGCAUUAGCAGUAUUGACUCUUCACAGUUUAGACCAGCUGUACUGAACUCAACUGCACAGACAAUAGACCAAGUGCUGCAGACAAACUUCUCUGCAGUUAUUAUACAGCAAUUUGAUAUAAUACCAGAAAUGGUGAACAAUGUCAGCGGGGGAUACCUUCAACCCAUAAGAGAUGCUAUUAGAGAUGUUAAUCUGUCCAGGGAAAUAACACCAGUGAUGGAAAAGCUAAGAGAGAGUAUGCAAAUGGUUUAUUCCAUAAGGGAGUUGUUUGAAGUGGACUAUUACAUUGGCGUUCUCACUCGAUCUGAGCAGGAUUUUGCUAACAUUAUCUUGAUGAGUACAUUAAGCUUCCUAAGUGCCCCAGUCAUGAUCCUUUUGACUCAGUGUACUGGUUUGUGGAUGGGCAUAUGUUGUGGAAGUCAGAAAACUCACCCCACUGAAAGGGGAUGUGGCUCAGUCACUGGGGGACGCUGUCUUAUGAUUACUGUAGCUCUGAUCUUCCUGCUAAGCUGGAUUAUGAUGCUGCUGACCACCUUACUCUUCACUAUUUCUGCACCUGUGGCUAGAGUUCUUUGUGAAGACGACUUUGAAACAAUGAUCAUGUUUGAAAAAGUUUUUGCUGAUCAAGGGUGGUUUUCUAUAGAAUCCAUGUUACCCAGCAGCGUACAACUCAACCUGACUGUCACAAGAGUCAUGCAGAGAUGUGAUGUUGAUUAUUCCAUGCUUGAUGCCUUUGGUUUAAGAGAAUUUAUAUCAGGCUUUAUCAACGCCUACAAAUCGCAUAUUGAUAUAGAGGGUCAGCUACAAGCGCUAAUCCAGAAUAUGAACCUGAGUGAUUUUGACCAACUCUCAACUAUCAUGAAUAGUAGCCUGAGUGGGGUGGUCUCUGUCAUAGACAACUUUGAUAUCAACAAUAUCUCCUCACAGUUAGGUGCUGUAGACAGUCUGUUUGACGGUUCUAACCCAGGUGUGAACGACAUGGCUGACCAGUUAGUGAACAUUUCCCUCCAAAUGCCUGGUGCGGAGUCUCUGGCAGCAGGAAAGCUGAAUGACACUGCAGAUCAGCUGAGAGGACCUGUUAAUAAUGCCAUGCUUGCCAUCAACUCCACUAAGAAUGAAGUCAUGAACGUCCUGACCUUGAUUGGUGGAGACAUUGUGAACAUUUCUGGUCUGGUUAACAACACAAAGGAUGCCGUGUUAGGCCUGCAACAGUAUAUCGCAACAAAUGGACUAGAUGUCAUUUUAAGGGCAGCCAUGAUUGCAGUGAACAGUCUCCUGGGUAGAAUCGAUACUUUCAUUCAUGUUGUUUUUGAACAGGCCCAUCUUGUUCUGCGAUGUAAACCUGUGAUGGAUGUGUACCGUGCCGUAAUAGACAAAACCCUCUGUGAAUUCAUCAUCAACCCUCUUAAUGGGUUUUGGUUCUGCCUGGGUGCGGUUGUGUUCUCCUCCGUCUUAACAGUCAUUGUUGCCGUUCGUCUAUCCAAGUAUUAUCGCAGGAUGGAGCCAGUUGAAGGCAACCAGGUUAUUUAUGACCCGAGGUCCUUCAAACAGGAUGGUGUGAAAAAAGCAUCCAGUCACGUUCAGUCAACCCAGAUAAGGAGAGUCAAUGUAGUACCGGCUCCCAAGUCAGCUCAGUACAGGAGCCCGAUGGUUUCCUGAGUGCAGUGCUUUUCGUGGGAUUGGUGUUGUCAUGAGAAACAUUUAAUUGAUGACGAUAUUGUGUUCCACAUGAAAGAAAAACCAUUUAAUCUAGCAUCCAUAGCUGUUCUCUGUGUUAUGGAGUGUCUCAUGGGAAGGAUUUUAAAAUCCUUCUCGUGUAAUUACAUUUACCCUAUGCUCAGAAUUCUAUUGAAUGUAACACAAGCAGAAUUCAUUUGCAUUUGGGGUACCUUGGUACACACAGAAUGGAAAUAUCCACCAAGAUAUCCAGUGAUACUGGAAACAAUCUCUUCACAUCACAUUUCAUUUCACACUCAUUUCUCUUGGUGUCAAAUUCCCCAAUUCUAAAUGCAAUCCAGGAUACAGGUAAUUCCAGCUAGGAAAGAAUUUUUGUUGCUUUUUAAAAAGUGUGGCAUAAUUUUUAAACGAUAGGUGAUCAACGUAAAAUUUCAACCUUAAAAUUAUAUAUUUAGACAAGAAAACUGAUGUUUACCCAUGAGGAUAUCCUCGUACCUUCAAAUAAACCAAAAAACAGCUUUCUCUAGUAAGAUCCAUAGAACUUGGAUAAUCAGACGAAAUGUGCAACCUCUAUUAUCAGCGAUGCUUUAGGUCAUUUACAUGAACUGUACAUUUUGGAUGCAUUUGUGAUUUUGCCUGGUGUUCAGGUUUUCAACGCCCAUAUAAGAUACGCUGACCAGGUUUUCUUGUUUUACAAAAUAUUGCCAAAUGUAUGUAUGUGUAUAUCUUAAGCAUUCCAUUUGUUAUAGCGUUAGAUGUUUAUCUUCGAGAAAUUCAUGUUCUCUUAAGUAUUUAUCUCCUCAAUAUUGUUAGCACAGUUUUGUUGUGUUGAUGUUACUGUCUUCUAUGAAUAAGAAAAAAUAUAAGUAUUGAUUGUUAGACAAUUUUAUUGAUGUAAAAAUGCAAAUUUUCUUCUGGUUGGUACACAAAUACAAGUUAUACAUUCUAAAA